AGAAGAUGGGUUUGGCUAAUUUCGAUUUCAUGUUGUUUUCUCUUGUGUUUGCGGACAACUCGCUAUCUCGGUUUCAUUUUUGUGACUGAAAAUGCUGUCAGUCGGCACGUUGACCGCUGGACACUCAGGACUCCAUAGAUCGCACGUCGUGGAGUGAAUGACAAAAUACGAGCGGCCUUCGUGCGAUCUCGGCAAUAGUGUUGCACAGGUAAACUGAAAAUGCCAGUAGCUAGCAGGAGUCUUCAUGUGGCCAACUCCUUUGAGGAACUCAUGAAACUAGUGGACAGCGAUGACAUCACCCUCAAGGAGAAGCACUUUAAAGGGAAGAACCUACGAAUGCUGUGCACAAGCGGGAAGAAAGUUCUGGAGGUAGCAGACAUGCAUAAGAAUGACGGUGAUGAAGAGAGGUCAUUCUUUCUUUACAUGCGCUACUUCAGCAUGGUAAACUACAUCCGUAUGCACAAAGACUACAAGAUCAACAAGGUAGGAAACACUCUUGCUCACCUGCAUAUCAUUGAGCUCGAUUGUAGAAGGUAUGCCAUCCUGAAGGAUGCCAAGGAAGCAGAGUUCAAGGAGCGCAAGGCUGAAGAAGCUGCAGCAAAGUUGAUGCUGAAGCCACCUUCUCCGUCACAGCCAUUAGAACCAGCCAGUGAUGGCGCUCUCACAAAGUCACCAGCUGUUCCAGAUGUUAUCAGGCCAUUUGAGACGCAGUUGUCAUCAUUCAAGCUUUUAGAUAUGCUUCAGGACAAGGACACAAAGGUGUUAAUCAUGGAUGCCAGGCCGAGACGAGACUUCCUCGACUCUCAUCUGAAAAGCAGCGACUGCAUUAACAUUCCUGAGGAGGUACUCAAACCAGGAAUCAUAGCAGAGGAGUUGAGCAGAAGCAUACCUGAGGAGAGCGUUGAAAUAUUCGAGAAGCGUGACGUUGUUGAUUAUGUUGUCCUCAUGGACUGGAAAAGUGCGGUUGUCCCAGAGGACAACCAGGCUCCUUUGAAGGUUCUCAAAGAUGCGAUAUACAAGUGGUCAACACAAAAAGUGCUCAAGUGUGAGCCUCUGAUCCUGACGUGCGGCUAUGAGGACUGGCUAAUGCGUUAUCCCAUGCACACGACCAAUGCCCACACUAAGAUCCCAGAGGCAGCGUCGGACCCUUUGGUCAGCAACUAUUCAAACAGCACAGAGGCCGUCUACUUUCCUGACCCAGACAACCUUUUUCAAGAGGGUGCAAGGAACUUGUCUCAACCAGGCAAGCCGUCUGUCCCAGCCUCCAACACAGCUUCUGUGACGAUGCCGCUUGUGGAUCGUAGCAAAAAACCCAGCCUCUUGAACGGGCCUGUGCCAAACAGCACAGGCCUAAAUAAGGUUAAUGGUGGCAGUUUCAAUGUACCAGACCCCAAAGGAAUUGAAGAUGGUGUGUUCCACCAGGUUGAUUCUGCAUCAAAGCCCGUGCCCGGCGGCCCAUUUGGUGGUCUCAGCCAGGAUUCCAAUUCCGGGGAGUCUGAGGCCAGGUCUCUCGAUAGAAUCCGUCAAACAGAGAACCUGAAGCAGAAGAUUCUUGACCUCACAAAGGAUCAGUUAGCCUCGGAGAAGGAGUUCGAGCUGCUGCGUGAACGGAAGGCACGUGAGGCGGAGGAGGAGCUUCGACGUUCAGUCCAGGAGCGAGAAGAGGCUUUGCAGGCACAUGUCCGUCAGCUGGAGAAGGAGCGUGCCGAGGUCGAGCAGAGGGUCACAGCCCUCACCCUGAGCAACGAGCAGUACGAACAGAAGUUGAAGGAGAAGGACAAGGAACUAAUACGCAUUAGACAGCUGAACGAAGAGCAGAGAAAAGCUGACAAAGAGGUUCACAGGCUCAGGGAGGAGCGCAAGCGCAGGGAGCAGCAGGAACGGGAGGAAGCUCUCAAGGAUUCGGGCAAGACAGUUGCCGACAAAGCAGCGGUGCCAUCUCCACCAAGGGCUCUGAAGCCCACCACCAACACUGCAGCCAAUAACCUGAAGAGCCAAGGAAUAACUGCCACUACUCCUGUGGAGAGGCCGGGUGCGUCGAUGCGUAGCAACAACAACCUCUCCCGAUCGCGUUCUUUUCCCAACCUGUCCAUGGCCUCUGAAGAGUCGGCCUCGGAAUCCAUGGGCCCAGCCACCAGCGCAGCAGCACCGCAGUUUGACCGCUCCCUAAAGCCAUCACAGAGCGUCGAAACGAACACGGCUUUCAUAACUCACCAGCAACGAACAAGGACCGGCGAUGGGAUCUACCCCCGCAUAAGGAGUAACAGCCCAUCGUCUGGCCGUGAGUUCCAGCGUUCAGCGGGGCUUCGCAACCUGGGCAACACGUGCUACAUGAACGCGACGCUCCAGUGUUUGGCCAACACCAUUCCUCUAGCUCUGCACUUCCUGUCUGAUCGCUACAAGAAAGACAUCAACAGGGAGCCGCGUAGAGGCACUGGUGGUGAGGUGGCUCACGAAUUCAAGAGCCUGCUUGCUCAGAUGUACUACAACGAUAAAAGCGUCGCACCAAAAGGGUUUAAGAGUCUGAUGGGAAGGUUGUGCAAUGUUUAUGCUGGUUUUGAGCAGCAAGAUGCCCACGAGUUUCUCCUCAACUUCAUUGACAAGCUCCAUGAAGACCUCAACAGGGCUGUUAACCGAAAAGGUGCGCCUGCACCUCUGCCGCCCGCGGACGAAGCUGCCCUGUCCCUGAAUGGACGCAUCAACCGCUUCUGGUGCCAGCACUUGGACCGGCACCUGUCAGUGGUGUCAGACCUGUUUGAGGGCCUGCUGGUGUCAAACCUGACCUGCCUGGUGUGCCGAAAGUCAUCGAGUAGCUUUGAAGUGUUCUCCUGCCUGUCGCUGCCUAUCCCAGCCAUCAGCGGGUCUGUCUGCUACCUUCAGGACUGCCUCAAGCUUUUCCUGGAAACUGAGAGCAUGUCGGGAGAGGCGGCAUGGGACUGCCCAACGUGCAAGCAGAAACGUAAAGCUGAGAAGCGCAUGAUCAUAGCCAGGCUGCCCAAGAUUCUCAUUGUACAGUUUAAUCGGUUCCGAUGUGAAACCGCAUGGCAGAGCAAGAAGCUGCAGACGUACGUACACUUUCCAGUCAACAGCUUCGAUAUGAACGUGUACGUGGACCACACCCGGGUAGACACCCAGCACAGACCCCCGUACCAUCUAUACGCAUUCCUGAAUCACUAUGGUACCCUGGCUACCGGACACUAUAUUGCCUAUUGCCGUGCGGGCCUUGGAGGGCAGUGGUACAUGUACGAUGAUGCAUCUGUGACGGAAGUUACAUUAUCUGAAUCUGAUAAAAGAAAUGCAUACAUUCUUUUCUACACGUCUGUGGAUAUGCGGCAUCAGUUCACCUCACAAUCCUAAGGCUUGGAUGUGACAAGAUUAGCAUGUUAUAUAGUAGAUUCUAUGGAAAGAGAUAUUUGUUGAUAGCGCAACAAUAAAUUUAGUUUACGUAUAGUAUUGUAUUUAUAAUAUAUUGCCACGAAACCAAUUACUCUAUGGAGGCCUUGUGAGGUCAUUACUAAGUAUGAUUUGGUGUGCAUACUGCGAAAAUUGUUUUUAAUGUUGUUACUUGAGGCUUUUGUGAAAUGUGGCAUGCCUUGCUGUACAGAAUUAGUUUCUAUUACCACAAAAGACAUAGGGCGAUCAUGUGUAGAUGUAUAAAUAUUGUAUAAUGUUGCCAAGGGUGCUAGCAAACCAGCAACUUGCAUAGUGAAUAAAGAGAUUCUUAAAUUUUC
Rhipicephalus microplus (southern cattle tick) is the source of this 3731-nucleotide messenger RNA. RefSeq names its product ubiquitin carboxyl-terminal hydrolase 8. Gene Ontology annotation, molecular function: cysteine-type deubiquitinase activity. Gene Ontology annotation, biological process: protein deubiquitination. Lineage: Eukaryota; Metazoa; Arthropoda; Arachnida; Ixodida; Ixodidae. The record is from RefSeq and is a predicted model, not a curated record.